This is a messenger RNA of Brienomyrus brachyistius, 1677 nucleotides long. RefSeq names its product neuferricin. Gene Ontology annotation, cellular component: endomembrane system; membrane. Lineage: Eukaryota; Metazoa; Chordata; Actinopteri; Osteoglossiformes; Mormyridae. The record is from RefSeq and is a predicted model, not a curated record. The transcript is spliced from 4 exons. The coding region runs from base 349 to 1125 and encodes 258 amino acids.
AGGGACACAGGCUCACAUUGUGAUUGGCUGUCGAACAUUUUAGUUAUUAUAAUAGGUUUACGAAAGAUCUUUCUGUUGCUCCUAAAACAAAUAUUGAAGAGACAUAGGCCUACUUGACAAACUACAUCAGAGUGGUUGAGGUGUUGUUUGCUGUUUCUCGUGAAAUACACCUUAAAAUUUGAUUUAAAGUAUGAUUUACUGGAACUGGAUUGGAAAUUGCGUACACAUACACAGUAUCCAGUUCCGGAAAUGUAGAUUGAUGUUUCCUCCUCACGCACCAGUAGUUUGCUGCUGAGUGUUGUUGUUCGUGAAAACAGCAUUUUGCACGUUAAUGAACAUUCGUGUUUAAUGGCACGGGGUCUGAUCGCCGUGGCCGCUGCAUCGGCAGCUGUCCUCCUCGCCGUGUGCGACCUGGAUGCCGUUAUCGCACAUCUGCUCGCUCUGACGGCGAUUUUUUCCUCAUCUCCGGACGCGCUGCCCUUGUUAAACCAGCAGGACCUGUCACGGUAUGACGGCGAAGUGGGCAGCCAGGGUCUGUACCUGUCCGUGCUGGGGCAGGUGUUUGACGUCAGUAAGGGGCGCAGGCACUACGGACCCGGUGGUGCUUAUCACUUCUUUGCAGGCACAGAUGCCUCCAGAGCUUUCGUUACCGGAGAUUUCACGGAAGGCGGGCAGACGGAUGACUUGUCGGGUCUGUCGCCGUCGCAGGUAGUCGCCCUGUAUGACUGGCUGUCUUUCUAUCAACGUGAUUACAGACCCGUAGGCAGGCUGAUCGGACGUUACUACAGUGAUACCGGCAAACCCACGGAGGCUUUGCGACAGGUGGAGGCUGCCCUGGCCCGAGGACUGGAGCUCAAAGCUGAAGCCGAAGCUGACAGCAAGCGCUUCCCGUCCUGUAAUUCCGAGUGGAGCGCCGCUGGUGGGAGAGUGUGGUGCUCUGAAAAGAGUGGCGGGGUGCAGCGCCCCUGGGCCGGCGUCCCGAGGAAGAUGUUCAACCCCGGAUCCCGGAGCGUUCGCUGUGUGUGUGUGCCGAGCGGCAACCCUGAGCUGUCAGCCAGCGUCGCCCUGCAGGAGUACGAAGGCUGUCCACCGGUCGCAGAGUCCUGCCCCGUCCACAGCUUUUAAACGUUUCAAAAUGGGACCGCGUUUUAUUAACUCUUUAUCCAGCAAAACGUUUCUUCUGGUCAAACUCAGGAGUUUCUACAACUCAGCAAACUGAACUGAAUUUCUCCUUUAUUUAUACAGUGAAUGUAACACGCAGCCUUUGUAGUGGGAUCUGGAUUCAUUUAUAUUGUGAUCGUUAAAUCUGAAAACACAUUUCUGCAUUAUAAAAAUAAGCGGAUCAAUAAGCUGUUCAAGCGCAUUAAACGUUUUUAGUAAACGUUUCUUAUUUGUCCAGAUGGACCAUGACAGUCAGUCAGGGUUGCCAGCUCACGCAUCUGGUGUGACACGCUUUCAGAUCUUUACGCUCACACAAGCAAAUCUAUAUUAUUCCAUUAUAAACUUAAAAGCAGCUAUAUCAUGAAAAGCGUGGGGUAGUUCGCAAAACCUACAGGGCAUUAAAACGACAUGCAUGUGCAGACUUGUCUCGUAUUUAAAAUCUCACGCCAGUCAGCUGGCUAAAAGUUGGCAACCCUGCUACUGACACACAUUUGAGAAAUAUGGGGGGGGGGGGGG